UGGCCCCCACCCAUCGGGGUCCCAGAGCGGGGUUCACCCUGCCCUCCAUGCAGGGCGCUCUGCGGGACACCGGGAUACCUGGCCCCGGAGGUGCUGGAGCGCAAGGGCCACGGGCUGCACUCAGACGUGUGGGCGCUGGGCUGUGUCACGUACGCGGUGCUGACGGGCAGCCCACCCUUCGAGGCAGCGGGGAGGCAGGAGCUGUACCAGCGCAUCCGUGCGGCGCGGUACCCCCUGCCCAGCCGCCUCUCGCCCCGGGCCCGGUCUCUCCUCGCACAGCUGCUGGUCCCCGAGCCCACGGCACGACCCGGCCUGCAGGAUGUGCUGACCCACAAGUUCUUCACCCAGGGCUUCACGCCGGACACGCUGCCGCCCCACGCCUGCCACGCCGUGCCCGUCCUCAGCCUGCUGCGGGGAUGGCUGCGCUGGGGACGUCGUGCUGCAGCCACCUCCGGCCCCUGAAGGAGCACGGUUUCCUCGCCUGGACCUGAACCACGCAAGCAUCCGCUC
Numida meleagris (helmeted guineafowl) is the source of this 510-nucleotide messenger RNA. It is a transcript of the gene PLK5, whose product is annotated as polo like kinase 5. The annotation marks the transcript as partial. The transcript has 3 exons. Gene Ontology annotation, biological process: regulation of cytokinesis; mitotic cell cycle; protein phosphorylation. Gene Ontology annotation, molecular function: ATP binding; protein serine/threonine kinase activity. Gene Ontology annotation, cellular component: spindle pole; cytoplasm; centrosome. Lineage: Eukaryota; Metazoa; Chordata; Aves; Galliformes; Numididae. The record is from RefSeq and is a predicted model, not a curated record.